AUGCCCAAUGACGUAAAGGCCGUUGUCCUCAGUUCACAAAGCAUUCAGGUGACAUGGAAGCGUCCCAAUUACACCUUGCCAGAUGAAGAUGGCUACAAACUGGAGAUAGUGGGCCAGGACUUCAGCGAUUCCAUCUUAGUUGGGACAGAUGUGUUUUCACACACAUUCUCCGGGUUGAAACCAUACAGGGAGUACACCAUUUACGUGCAGGUUAAAGACAGAAUUCCAGGGGUUCUUCGACCAAGGGGACAAAGUUCAAGGAGAACAUGGCCAGCAGCUGGACAGAAAGUGACAGACCUCCUAGUAACCGCAGAGGAUCCCAGAUCGGUUCAUGCCAGAUGGAAUCUGCCAAGUGAAUCUUUCGGCAUCAUCGAGGGUUUCGAAAUUUCUGCUGUGAAUAAGCUUACAGGCAGCAAAAAGGUAAUCGAGUCUCCGGAAAAUGUGUGCAUUCUGUAUGGCCUGGAUCCUUCAACGACUUACACCAUCUCCGUUUCUGCACGCAACGAAAAGCUUGCAGGCAGUGGCGGUGGCCUGGGAGAGGGAGUAUCAGCCGAUGUGGAUACCUUGCCCUUAGAAGCUGAAAUUCCAAAUGACAUAAGGGCCGUUGCUCUCAGUUCACAAAGCAUUCAGGUGAAAUGGAAGCGUCCCAAUUACACCUUGUCAGAUGAAGAUGGCUACACAGUGAUGGCAGUGGUCCAGAACCUCAAAAAUACCGUCUUUGUUGGGAAAGAUGUGUCUUCACACACAUUCUACGGGUUGCAACCAAACACGGAAUACACCUUUUACGUGCAGGUCAAGGACAGAAUUCCAGGUGUUCUUUACAAAAGUGGACAAAUAUCAAGGAGAACGUGGCCAGCAGUUCAAAAGGCCUGUGGUGGACAAACAUUCGCUCCUGCCGCAUGGCUGGUUCAUCAGUCCACAAAACGCGAAGCCAUAGCUCAUAGCUGGCCCUGGACUGUUGGACUAUACACGAGCAACAGAGGACCCUAUCCAUUCUGCGGUGGAACACUGAUUGCCCCCGACUGGGUAAUUACCGCGGCCCAUUGUGUUGAAAUGGCCAUGAACUGCAUUGUCCCACCCAAUCCUUGUUGGGGAGAAAACGGUGCUGGCGUCAACUGUGUCGAUGCUCAAGGACAAUGGAUCCUCUAUGGAAUCAUCAACCGUGGAAGUUUCCUUUGUGCAGGCAAGUAUGCCAUGAGCACAAAGAUACAGUCUCAUCUGGACUGGAUCAGGGAAACCAUUGGAACCAAGGAGUUUGCCUGA
This is a messenger RNA of Dibothriocephalus latus, 1263 nucleotides long. The record is from the annotation of a GenBank genome assembly. Lineage: Eukaryota; Metazoa; Platyhelminthes; Cestoda; Diphyllobothriidea; Diphyllobothriidae.